This is a messenger RNA of Theobroma cacao (cacao), 486 nucleotides long. Its product is annotated as glu S.griseus protease inhibitor-like. NCBI's taxonomy places the organism in Eukaryota, Viridiplantae, Streptophyta, Magnoliopsida, Malvales, Malvaceae. Gene Ontology annotation, biological process: response to wounding. The record is from RefSeq and is a predicted model, not a curated record. Gene Ontology annotation, molecular function: serine-type endopeptidase inhibitor activity.
UCCCAUCUUAACUAGUUUUCAUAACACAAAUAAAUCAAAGGAGGAAAAAUAGUUCAAUAGAGUAAGAGGAAGAACAAGAUGGCUUCAGAUGAAUGCAAAGGGAAAAGUUCUUGGCCUGAGCUUGUGGGGAAGAAAGGGGAGGAUGCGGCAGCAAGAAUUGAGAAGGAGAAUCCUCAUGUCAAUGCUGUGAUUGUGUUGGAAGGAUCAUUUGUUACAGCGGAUUUCUUGUGCACUAGGGUUCGAGUUUGGGUUAACACCUAUGGGAUUGUUACCAGGGUUCCUAUCAUUGGUUAAAUUGUGAAGGGCUUAUGCUUUACUAGCAAGUUACUUGUUUUAAUUUCUUUAAUAGACACGAAUUACGUAUUGUAAUUUAAAAUAAGAAUACCCAAUAUUAUGUUACAUAAUCUCAUUAUCUUUAUUUAAGUCUGUAAUUUAUUUUUAGUUUGGAAUAAGAUUUUGAACCGUCUCCAUUAAGGCUUCUUUGUA